Schistocerca nitens (vagrant locust) is the source of this 1682-nucleotide messenger RNA. RefSeq names its product cytochrome P450 4C1-like. Lineage: Eukaryota; Metazoa; Arthropoda; Insecta; Orthoptera; Acrididae. The record is from RefSeq and is a predicted model, not a curated record. The coding region runs from base 97 to 1602 and encodes 501 amino acids. Gene Ontology annotation, molecular function: iron ion binding; oxidoreductase activity, acting on paired donors, with incorporation or reduction of molecular oxygen; monooxygenase activity. The transcript is spliced from 12 exons.
UCCCCGGCCAGUGCACCUCCGGCGCUCUGCCGAGUCGAGUGUACGCCGCUCCUCUGCGGUACUUCUAACUUCACCGGCAUUUGCGUCUUCUGCCCCAUGGAGCUAAUACUCUUCGUGGGAGCGGCCGCGGUUGUGGGCCUGGCCGCACUGGCGCUGUACCGGAGGUGGACUUUCUGCAGGGCCGUCGACAAGAUUCCCGGCCCUCUGGCGUUCCCGCUGAUAGGGACUACGUACAUAGCGUUCCUCGUCGAAAGGCAAGACAGACUUCGUGUCUUCGACAAGGUGACGAAACAAUACUGGCCGAUAUUCCGCGGCUGGAUGGGUCCGAGUGCCUCAAUAAACGUCAGUAAACCAGAGCAUAUCGAGAAAAUCCUGGCGAGCAGCGAGCUUAUCAGCAAGGCGGCCAAUUACCGCUUCCUGUUCCCCUGGCUCGGAGAAGGCCUGCUGACAAGUGCUGGUCAGAAGUGGUUCUCGCACCGAAAGAUGAUUACGCCAGCUUUUCACUUCAAGAUCCUAGAUAAUUUCGUGGACAUAUUUGGAGAGAAUUCACAAAUACUGGUCGAGAAGUUGAAGAGCAAAUCGGACGGGCAUGCCUUUGACAUCUACCCAUACAUUACGCGUUGUGCCUUGGAUAUCAUUUGUGAGACGGCCAUGGGAACAUCUGUCAAUGCCCAGAAUGAAACCGGAUCAGAAUAUGUGUCAGCAGUGUACAACAUAAGCGCUCUCACCAUAAAAAGGAUAGUGCGACCAUGGAUUCACAGCGACUUCAUCUUCCGGAGAACUAGUACCGGGAGAGAAUACUACAAACACUUGGACGUUAUACACAGUUUCACGAAGAAGGUCAUUAAACAAAGGCAAUUAUCGCGGAAGUUGAAAGAGGGUGUGACCAAAGACGCUCUCGUGGACGACAUUGGUCGAAAACGACGUUUGGCAUUCUUGGACCUCCUACUAGACGCUUCCGAGAAUGGACAGAAACUUAGUGACCAAGAAAUACAGGAAGAGGUCGAUACAUUCAUGUUUGAGGGCCAUGACACGACUUCAGUUGCCAUGUGUUGGGCUCUUCUUCUUCUGGGACACCAUCAGAACGUCCAGGAUAAACUUUACUCAGAACUGCACGAUAUAUUCGGACAUGACAAAGAUCGCCUUCCAACGUUGCAAGAUCUUAACAGUAUGAAAUACCUCGAGAUGGUCAUCAAGGAGACGCUACGCCUAUAUCCUAGUGUGCCGUUUAUCGGGAGGAAGGUCACCAAAGAUAUCGAAAUAGGCGGCUACGCUGUGCCGGAGGGCGCCAUGCUGAACCUGCACAUCUACCACGCCCACCGUGACCCCGACCACUGGCCGGACCCGGACAGCUUCAACCCGGACAACUUCCUGCCGGAGAGGGUGCAGGGCAGGCACCCUUACGCUUACGUGCCCUUCAGUGCCGGGCCACGCAACUGUAUAGGGCAGCGUUUCGCCAUCCUUGAAGAGAAGACAGUGCUGUCGCAGAUCCUGCGCAACUACCACGUGCAAACCUUGGAUACCCCAGAGGACACCAAGGUCGCCAUAGAACUCAUCCUGAAGCCUGUUGAAGGGAUAAUGGUACGCCUGACGCCGAGGUAGCAACGAGAGAAGCUGCUCGUAAUUACCUCCUUCUCGAGGCACACUUUUCAAAAGCCUUGAAUAAACAUUCUUAGUUCCUA